Molecule: messenger RNA, 1231 nt
Organism: Anopheles moucheti
Lineage: Eukaryota; Metazoa; Arthropoda; Insecta; Diptera; Culicidae
Product: 3'(2'),5'-bisphosphate nucleotidase 1
Exons: 2
Coding region: 188-1114 (308 amino acids)
Biological process (GO): phosphatidylinositol phosphate biosynthetic process
Molecular function (GO): 3'(2'),5'-bisphosphate nucleotidase activity
Source: RefSeq, a predicted model, not a curated record
ACAAUAAUAUCCAGCAAUAAAUCGUCGCAAAAUACAGCAAACAAAGCUCUGUGUUUAUUAAACUACAUCAUGUGCAAUACUUGCUGCUAUUAGUGUUUUAUACAAAAAGCAAUCGUCAGCAAUCCAGCAAUCGGACUCUGGACCAAAUCCUAUCGGCUGUAAGUCGCGUAAAAGCGAAAGUGUUGCGAUGACCAACACGGCACCAUUGGUAAUGCGCUUAGUCGGGAGCUCGAUCAAGAUUGCACAUCGGGCCGGUAAUAUUAUCCGAGAUGUGAUGUGUCGUGGUGAUCUUGGCAUAGUCGAAAAAGGAAAAGAUGAUCUUCAAACGGAAGCUGACCGAUCGGCACAGCGCUGUAUUGUAGCGUCGCUGUCUAAGCUGUUUCCAAACGUUACCAUCAUAGGUGAAGAAGGAGCGAGUGACCUAAAUGUGCCCGAUGAUUGGCUUAUAACAGAAAGCAAUACUGAAUUUUUGGAAAAACACAAAUGUCCAGAUACUUUGACUGACCUGAAGGAGUCGGAUGUGGUGAUUUGGGUGGACCCGCUGGAUGGCACAAGCGAGUAUACCCAAGGAUUUCUAGAACGUGUUACCGUACUGAUUGGUAUCGCGAUCAACGACAGAGCGGUCGGCGGUGUAAUACACCAACCUUAUUAUACAGCCGAAACAGGAGAUGUCGGUCGCACAAUUUGGGGUUUGAAAGGAUGCGGCACGGGCGGCAUCCUACCGGUGAAGCCUCCAUCGGAUCGUUUUUUGGUGACAACUACUCGUUCACAUUCCAAUGGUAUCGUCCAGUCCGCCUUGGAUGCACUAGCACCUGAUGAAAUUUUGCGCGUUGGCGGUGCCGGUUACAAGGUACUGCAACUGCUCGAAGGCAAGGCCCAUGCGUACGUAUUCGCAAGUGCGGGCUGUAAGAAAUGGGACACUUGUGCACCAGAAGCUGUGCUGGAAGCGAACGGCGGAACACUUACCGAUAUGCUGGGGCGACAUUACCGAUACGGCAAGGAUGUAAAUUUCCCUAACAGUAGUGGGGUUUUGGGAACCGUUGGCGAAGUGUCACAUGAAGACAUUCUUUCUAAAAUUCCGGAUAGCGUAAAACAGGCUAUGAACCAGAUUUAAACUUGUUCCCUGGUUGAAGAUGAUGUGCAUAGAGAUUUAUUUGUAAACAAAGCAUACAAAACUUCAAACCAUACCGAUUAAAUCAAAUUUUAUGCACUUUUUAGUAUCAAUGAUUAG